Molecule: messenger RNA, 2769 nt
Organism: Prosopis cineraria
Lineage: Eukaryota; Viridiplantae; Streptophyta; Magnoliopsida; Fabales; Fabaceae
Product: vacuolar protein sorting-associated protein 51 homolog
Biological process (GO): lysosomal transport; retrograde transport, endosome to Golgi; Golgi vesicle transport
Cellular component (GO): EARP complex; membrane; GARP complex
Source: RefSeq, a predicted model, not a curated record
CUUCCCCAGUAAAAUAUAUAGGGAUAGCAGCCGAUGCAGACGUCUUUGCCAUUGAGCAAAGCAAUUUCAGUUCACAGAUCGGUGCAGCGCCUACACAGAUUAGAUCGAAGAAAAGAGGAAAAUGGGGACCGAUGAAGUAUCGUUAGACGAUAAAGCUAAGCGAACGAGAGAUCUUCUCUCCAGUUUCUACUCUCAGGACCCUUCCGUGCCGUCCAACUCCAGCAUUGGGUCGUCAAGAUCCCUCACUCUUGAUGACAUCAAUUCCACCUCCUUCGAUCCUGAUCACUACAUGAAUAACCUGGUACAAAAGUCGAAUUUGGAAGGCCUGCUCCAGAGGCAUGUUGAAAUGGCGGCUGAAAUUAAGAAUCUUGACACUGACCUGCAAAUGUUGGUCUACGAGAAUUAUAAUAAGUUCAUCAGCGCCACAGAUACAAUAAAGAGGAUGAAAAGUAACAUUUCCGGGAUGGAAGCAAAUAUGGAACAGCUUCUUGAGAAGAUAAUGUCUGUGCAAUCAAUGAGUGAUAUUGUUAACACUUCUCUUUAUGAGAAAAGAGAGCAUGUAGAGAAACUACAUCGGACUUGCAAUCUUCUUCGUAAAGUUCAGUUCAUAUAUGAUCUACCUGAUAGAUUAAGAAAAUGCAUCAAAUCAGAGGCCUAUGCUGAUGCAGUCAGGUUCUUCACUGGAGCAAUGCCAAUCUUUAAGGCAUAUGGAGACUCAUCAUUCCAAGAUUGCAGACAAGAGUCUGAAAAAGCAAUCGCUAUCAUAAUAAAUAAUUUGCAGGGAAGGCUAUUUUCUGAUUUGGAAUCUAUGCAAGUGAGAUCUGAGGCUGCAGUGCUCCUUAAGCAGCUGGACUUUCCGGUGGAAAAUUUGAAGGCAAAGCUACUUGAGAAGUUGGAACAGUCUAUUACUGACAUUCAUCUGAACCCGGAAGAGAUAAACAAGGCUCCAACGGAUCCUUCUCCUUUUGCUUCUGCUCAUGAGGCACAUGUUCGAGAGUUUGUGGAGGCAGUUCGUGCUUUUCGAGUAAUAUUUCCUGAUUCAGAAAAGCAAUUGAACAAUCUUGCUCAAGACUUGAUUACCAAGAACUUUAUAAUUACCGAGGAAUAUGUAAAGAGACGAAUUUGUGCAGCUGAUCUACUUGGGAUCUUACGAGUUGUUUGGAAUGAUGUGCUCCUGGUUGAUGGUGUCUUAGAGGAAGCUGCUCUCUCUGACUGCACUAUUGAGGCUUCGAAGGUUACUGUCAGGCUGUAUGUUAGCAGUGCGUUAUCUCAUCUUCUGCAAGAUAUAUCAGAUUCCCUCUUAAAAGUCCUGAAAAAGGAAAAGGUGGAAGAUUACUCUCUGCAAGUUGCUUUAGAUACUAGCACAAGAGCAGUUCUCCAAGGCAGCACAAAUGUCCUGCUGGACUUCCGCAAAAUUCUUGAUGAUAAUUCUGGGCUAGUUGUUAGACUAAGAGAGGUCAUUAUUGAUAUCGUUCAAGAAGAAUUGCAAGAUUUUUUCAGGCAACUUGAGGACAAGUUCCUUUUAUUUUCUGGAAGAAAUGUUGCUUCUGCCAUUCAAGUUCAGGGUGCGACAGAGGGAGCUCAAGGUGACAAAGCUAUUGCUGGCCUCAUCCUAGUACUGUCACAGCUUUCUGCUUUUAUUGAACAAACUACCAUACCAAGAAUCACUGAGGAAAUAGCAGCUUCCUUUUCUGGUGGUAGUGCUAGAGGGUAUGAACAUGGACCUGCCUUUGUUCCUGGAGAGAUUUGUCGGAAAUUUAGAUCAGCGGGUGAAAAAUUCCUUCACCAGUACAUAAAUAUGAGAACUCAGAAGAUAUCACUUCUCCUGAAGAAGAGGUUUAACACACCUAACUGGGUUAAGCAUAAGGAGCCGAGGGAAGUUCAUAUGUUUGUGGAUUUGUUCUUUCAAGAGGUUGAAGUAAUAGGUAAUGAAGUGAAGCAGAUUUUGCCUCAAGGGAAGCGCAGACACCGCAGGACUGAUAGUAAUGGAAGUACUGCCUCAUCAAGGAGCAACCCUUUGCGUGAAGAGAAACUCAGCAGGUCAAAUACUCAGAGAGCGAGAAGCCAGCUUUUAGAGACACAUUUAGCUAAACUGUUUAAGCAGAAGGUUGAAAUAUUCACCAAAGUAGAAUACACACAGGACUCCGUUGUUACAAUGAUAGUGAAAUUGUGCCUAAAAAGUCUACAAGAAUUCUCUCGACACCAGACUUUUAAUCGGAGUGGAUUUCAGCAAAUUCAGUUGGAUAUUCAGUUCCUAAGGACUUCUUUAAGAGACAGAGUUGAAGACGAAGCCGCCAUGGACUUCUUGCUUGAUGAGGUGACUGUUGCUGCAGCAGAGCGAUGCCUUGAUCCAGUUCCUUUGGAACCCCCAAUACUGGACAAACUUAUACAAGCCACAAAAACUAAGGAACGUGACACAGUAACUUCAUGAUCAUUUAAUGGUAAUGGACUAUAGAGGCGACGAUCCAAUUUACCUUUCAUAUCUGCUGCGCAGCUGAUACAUCCCUUCCGGAGCUAUUGAGGUUGUCGAGCUAAAGAGCCGCAUGUAUUUGCUUCAAUUUUAGCUGACAUCCGUUUUCGGGAUCAAUUGAAGUCACCCUUCAAGCAUUCAGAGUCUUGUUAAUUGUCAACUCUCGUGGAAACUGGUAGUUCUUAGGCCGGAUUCCUUUUAAUCAUGUAAAUCUGUUGUAAACUCGUAAUGUAUAACGGGUGUCAAGGUUACGCUAAUUACAUGGAGAAUCGGACAAUACUGAUGCGAAUGAGUCUCAA